Molecule: messenger RNA, 1272 nt
Organism: Amyelois transitella
Lineage: Eukaryota; Metazoa; Arthropoda; Insecta; Lepidoptera; Pyralidae
Product: piggyBac transposable element-derived protein 3-like
Exons: 1
Coding region: 1-1272 (423 amino acids)
Source: RefSeq, a predicted model, not a curated record
AUGAAGGCGUUUUUGGGCAUGAAUUUUGUUAUGAGUUACCAUGUUUUGCCAACCAUUAGAAAUUACUGGUCAACUGAUGAAGACAUGAGUGUCCCGUUCGUCGCUAAUGUUAUGCCUAGAACUAAGUUUGAGCAAAUUCGUCAAAAUCUACACUUUAGUGAUAAUGAUAAUAACCGGCAAUCAAACGAUCGAGCAUACAAAAUUAGACCCGUUAUGCAACACUUCAAUUUAUGUUUUCAAGCAGCAAUGAAUAACUCAAAAAGACAAUCUAUUGAUGAGCACAUGAUCAAAUUCAAAGGGCAUAACAUAAUGAAACAGUACAUCAAAAAUAAGCCAAUAAAAUGGGGGUUCAAGAUGUGGUGUCGAGCCGAGUCUUCAACAGGUUACUUGUACCAAUUUGAUCUGUACACGGGCAAAAAAACAAACACCGAAGUCGGACUUGGCGAGUCUGUUGUUCUAAAUCUAUCGGAACAGCUAAAGGGUCUAGGUUGCGAAGUGUAUUUUGAUAUUUUUUUCAAUUCGCCUGCUUUACAACAUAAACUAAUGAUUCAGAAUACAAAAGCAUGUGGUACUGUUCGCACAAAUAGAAAAAACGUGCCCAAAUCAUUGCCGACGGAUAAAAGUAUGCAAAGAGGUAACAUUUAUGCUGUAAGUUCAAAUGGAAUUACAUUUACCAAAUGGAUGGAUACUAAAGCAGUUCACAUGUUGACAAAUUUUAUAUCCCCAGUGCAGACUAUUACAAUAAAGAGGAGGCAAGCAGGAACUGCCCAAAAAAUAAACGUUACUUGUCCGGAGGUAGUUAUGCAAUAUAACAAAUACAUGGGUGGUGUGGACCUCAUGGACCAGCGCAAAGCCUGUUAUGAAGUUGAUCGAAAAGCAAAAAUUAAAUAUUAUUUGCGCCUAUUUUUUGAUAUGCUAGAUAUUGCCAUGAAUAAUGCGUACCUAGUCUACGUAAAGUUGCAUGAAGCUCACCGAGUGGAAGGGCCACUUUUGACUAGUCUAGAGUUUCGCCAGCACAUAGCACGGGGUCUAAUAAAUAAUUUUACAUGCAGGCAGCGAUCUAGGCCAACUUUAGUGUCCUCUGAAAAGUUACGUAUUGGCAACAAACGCAACUUACCAGCUCAUAAUAUGCAAAAAGCUGAGAAAAUGAAAAGGUGUGUCAACUGCGCUAAACGGCGCAUAGAAAAUAGGACAUAUAAUAUAUGUGUCAUGUGCAAUGUACACUUAUGUUACACAAGUACCCGAAAUUGUUUCGCGGAGUACCACAACUAA